Messenger RNA from Zerene cesonia (dogface butterfly), 821 nucleotides. RefSeq names its product EEF1A lysine methyltransferase 2. The record is from RefSeq and is a predicted model, not a curated record. NCBI's taxonomy places the organism in Eukaryota, Metazoa, Arthropoda, Insecta, Lepidoptera, Pieridae. Gene Ontology annotation, cellular component: cytoplasm. Gene Ontology annotation, molecular function: protein-lysine N-methyltransferase activity. Bases 155 to 802 code for a protein of 215 amino acids. Gene Ontology annotation, biological process: peptidyl-lysine monomethylation; peptidyl-lysine dimethylation. The transcript is spliced from 5 exons.
GCUGAAUGCUGAUUACCGAUCGCCGGAAAGGGAAUCGCAAUUAUUCAAAGAAUUUAUCAUUCUAAACAUUUUUCGAUAUAAAUCUUUGAAAUAUCACUAGUUACCGGACAAUUUCCAUUAAUUUUGGUUGAUCAAGUUAAUCUCCUGAUAAGUAAUGGACGAGGAGCUAGACCCCUCAGAACUGGGCACGCAGACAUACUGGAAACAAGCGUACACGAAAGAAUUGACCAACUUCAACGAACAUGGCGACCCUGGUGAUGUGUGGUUCGGCGAGGACAGCGCUAUGCGGGUGAUCAGAUGGGUGUGCAGCUGUGGUGUUGGUGUGGACGACAGGAUUAUUGACUUGGGCUGUGGUAAUGGUUAUACAUUGUCUGAAUUAGCGAGGGAAGGAUUCACAAAUCUCCUAGGAGUGGAUUAUUGUACGGAGGCUAUUGAGUUAGCCGAGAAAGUGUCAAAGAGCGAGUUCCCGUUCAUUAGUUUUAAGGUGUUCGAUAUCAUUAAUGACAAUGUAGAGAACCUAGGUCCCAAAUUUAGUCUAGUCCACGACAAAGGGACAUACGACGCAAUUAGUUUGAGUCCACAAUGUGCUAAAGAGAAUAGACUGAAAUAUGCGGAUCAGGUUUCAGCCAUGUUGAAGGACAACGGUUUAUUCGUAAUAACGUCUUGUAACUGGACGGAAGCAGAGUUGAUAAGACAUUUUUCAGAAAAAAUGAAGUUGAAGUGUGUCAUACCGACGCCGCAGUUCAAAUUUGGCGGGAAAGUUGGCAGCGUUGUGUCGUCUGUGGUGUUUGUUAAAAAAUAAAAUAAUAAAUAUUUCAUUA